UGAAAUAAUAGUGUAACCGGGAAGUCUUUAUACCGCAGGAACGUUCCUCCUUUCCUCCCGGACUACAACAAGGGCCGGCACCGAUAGUUCCGACCGGACCGGUGCUGCCCUCUAGUGUGGGAUUUAACCGUGUGUUGUGAGCGCCACCUACUGCCAAAUCUACGCAAAGCGAUACAGUACUAAUGUAUUGUACGUCAAUUAACACUGGACUGACAUCGUUAAUAGUGAUUUCCCAUUCCUUAAUUGUUUUUUUUAUUAUUAUUUGACGUCCAGGAUAGGGAAAAAGCCUUCUCGUUAAUAGCCAUUUCCCAUUUCGUAUGAUUCGUUUCCUAGCCGCGCCGGCGACGGCCACUGAGGCAAUGAGCUCCUCGGUUUCGGAUGUGUGUGGAGAUAUGUUGUUUGGUGCCGCCACCCACGAUAUCCUGGCAGAUUUCUUGGUAAACCUUAACCGCAAAAACAAGGAACAUUUACGAAAUGUCUUGGGUCACAGUGGAAGUUUCAAAGAGAGAAAGCUUGUAGAAUACAUAUUUCUUGUGUGCCAAGAGUUAAGACUGGAUCUUUUCACUGGAUAUCAAGCAUUGGAAAUACUGGAGCGGUACAUGACGAAGCUCCUUGCAGGUCUAUUGAGCAUGCCUGCUCAUGGCCGAGAAGAGUCCCUUGGCUCCAUUCUUAGGAAGCUAAGAGAGAGAUUCACACUCACCGUUUUCACCUCCAUACAGCUGGCAAGCAAACUUGCGCUGCACUGCAGGUUUAUUGACAACAAUACAGCUGUGAGAUUUCUGCACCAGUUGGGAUAUAACUAUACAAAAGAGGCUUUACUGGAAUCAGAAAUCCACAUCCUGAAAACUCUGGAUUUCUGCAUAAACUUCCAAAAUCCUCUCACAUAUGUUGAGGUCCUCAUGGAAGUCCUGGGAUACAAUGAUUCCACAGUUCCCGUCCCACGCCUGUACACUAUUUGUCAGCAAGUGCUACAGUUCGUAUAUCUCCAGAGAAAUCUCAUUUACGACCAUCUGCUGGUGUCGGUCACGGAGAGUUUAAACCCCACCCAGGAGCAGAGGGCAAAGUUUGUGACAGUGAAGGAAGACUGCGUGCUCCUUGCAGCUGGUGUCAUUGCUACAGGCGCCUUCAUUCUGAGCUUCACCAGCUGGAGUCAGAUUUCACCAAUCGUAAUCAAUGCGUGAUUCCAUGCGGUUGCCUUCUCCCAGAAUAUUAUCUGUUAUGCUACACUAUAUAACCGCUUCAGCAAAAAGGAAUUUCGUUAGAUUUUCCAGACCUGCUGUACUGGAAUUUUACAGAUCAAGCAAAAAUACAAUUUUCAAAGGUGCAAGAAAACCAGCUCACUUAAUUUUCAUAAUGUCUGAAUAUUUGCAAUAACAGAUCUACCUGUAACAAAAACAGGAUUGUAUAGGUUUGAUAAUUAAACUGCCUCUGGGAGAGCAGGUAAGUCCCAGAAAAAUUAAUUGUAGAAUUUGCCAAAACAGGUUGAAUAGAUUUACAUUUUCAGACACAUAGUAAUAGUAAUUAAAAGCCAAUUAUAUGUAAUACAACUACAUAAAUUGCAAUACUAUAUAUGAUAAUCAAAGCAAAAACAGACAAGGCAGAGAUGUGUAUUGCUAUUUCCAUGUCCAAGGAAAUACGCCUGAAAGAUUGCAAGAAUUCCCUCUGUUUGUCCCCCCUUCUUCUGUGGUGUACAGUAAUGGACAUCACAAAAGAAGUAUACAAUGUAUGCAAAUCUAAAUAACGCGUC
Lepisosteus oculatus (spotted gar) is the source of this 1747-nucleotide messenger RNA. The record is from RefSeq and is a predicted model, not a curated record. NCBI's taxonomy places the organism in Eukaryota, Metazoa, Chordata, Actinopteri, Semionotiformes, Lepisosteidae.